Molecule: messenger RNA, 2607 nt
Organism: Tachysurus vachellii
Lineage: Eukaryota; Metazoa; Chordata; Actinopteri; Siluriformes; Bagridae
Product: free fatty acid receptor 2-like
Exons: 2
Coding region: 118-1101 (327 amino acids)
Biological process (GO): cellular response to fatty acid; G protein-coupled receptor signaling pathway
Cellular component (GO): plasma membrane
Molecular function (GO): G protein-coupled receptor activity
Source: RefSeq, a predicted model, not a curated record
UUAAGUGUGUGUCAACAUCGGAGGCAAAUCAUUAAAUACAGAGCUCAUCAGUUGUGUUGGACACAUCUGAGGAAGAGACAUCACAAGGAUCAACAAAGAUUGCCUUAAAAGCUGACCAUGCAGUGGACGAAAGAACUAAGCGGUUUGGUCCUGACAAUUGAUGGCAUCACACUGAUCGUAGGCCUUCCGGCGAAUCUGCUGGCUCUCUACACCUUCAUUCAAAAGGUGAAGCAGCGAGCCACACCCAUCGACGUGCUCUUGCUCAGCCUCACAAUCUCGGACCUGAUCUUCCUGUUCUUUCUUCCGUUCCGCAUGAAAGAGGCCGCCGACAUGAAAUGGACCAUGAGCUACUUCCUCUGUCCACUUUCAGGAUUCUUUUUCUACACAUCGAUUUACAACAGCACUUUCCUUUUAACAGCUAUAAGUGUGGAGCGCUAUUUGGGAGUGGCCUUUCCAAUCAAAUACAAACUGAAGCGUCAACCUCGAUAUGCCGUGAUCGCAAGCAUCAUAUUCUGGGUGGUUUCCAUGGCACAUUGCAGUAUCGUGUACAUCAUGCAGUACCACAGGCACAGUAAUGCGUCUCUCACUCUACCGUUCGAGAAGGAGGUCUGCUAUGACGAAUUUAGCAAAGAGCAGUUGUCGAUCCUUUUGCCUGUCCGCUUGGAAUUGUUUGCUGUGCUGUUCUGCACUCCUUUUAUCAUCUGCUGUUUCUGCUACAUCAGAUUCAUCCACAUUCUUUCCCGCUUACCUAACAUCAAGCCUAAGAAGCGCUCCAGGGCCAUUGGGCUUGCCCUAGCCACCCUCCUGGUCUUCAUCAUCUGCUUCAUGCCGUAUAACGUGUCCCAUGUUGUAGGUUUUAUCGGAUGGUACAGUCCUGACUGGAGAAUAUACGCACUCCUCUCCAGCACAUUUAAUGCCUGUUUGGACCCCCUGAUUUUUUAUUUCUCCUCUUCAGCACUCCGGGGGACUUUAAAACAACUGCUACGAGGACCAAGACAUCAGAUGCACACUUCCUACCGCCGGAGAUUUGCCAAAUGCCCACAGUUAAACUGUACUGCAACCGAAGAAAGUACACAGAGUUCCAAUGACUCUACUGUGUAGAACCACAAAAUCUGUAACCGCACAAGGCAUUAAUGGUUCUAAGGGUUGAACAACUGUUACAUUUUACAAGUUAACCAAUAAUUAAAAAAAGUAGAUUACAAAUGCUAAUAAACAACAGCAAAGAAAGUAACAAAAGAAAAUUUCCAGCUUAUUCUAUACAACUAACAACAAAAUUGAAACUAAUAAGUGCCUUAAAAUGACACAAUUUUAGGACGUUCUAUUCCCUACAAUGCAUUGAAUGCCUUGAAUGUGGCAUUGAAUGUGGACGACAUGGUGGCUGAACCGAAAGUGUGCAGCAUAGAAGCUCGUGUCUAUCCACAGAGAUGUACUAAAUGCUCAGUGAGUGGACUUCUAUAGCUAGAGAACGGUAAUGUGUACAGCGAUGUCUAGGAAAAGCUGAUAAUGACCCAGGAACUGAAACACCAUUGACUUCAGCUCUGGCUUCACUAAUGUCUGAAAAUAUUAACCCACACUUUUUUGCCCACUUGCGUUUUUGGACAAUUUCCUCUUACUCAUAUCAAUCCGAUGUCCAUCGUUAGAGAUCAAUCCAAAGCACUUGGUCUUUACUGCAAUCAUAGUGGAGGCCUUACUGUAAAUACCCAAACAGCAUGAUGGGAAAUGUGAAAUAUACCAUUUGUUAGUGUGUGGUUCUUUUUUUUUUUGGUAGCAUUUUUGUGGACAAAUAAAGUAGAAUGUGAUGAAAAGUGAAUGUAAUGUGAAUGUUCUUGUAAUGUAAAUGUGAAUGUUGUUUCAACGUUAUACUUUCUCCAAAACUCUUCCAUACAGUAUGUGUCAUUUGGAUGUGUAAAAAAAGUUAUUCAUACAGCGUGAUUUAACUUAUGUUGUAGUGUCAUAAGUGUCUAUUGAGUGUUAACAUUGUAUUAAUCACGCUGUAUAUACUGUACAGAUGGAUAAAACUCAAGGCUAGAAAAAAAAGCAUUCAUUCAUCCUGGUUGAGGAUGAAUGAAUGCUGUUUUAUAUAAAUAUAUGUCUGCUUUAUUGUAAAAUCAAUAUUGUAAUCUAGUGAUGAAUAAAUAAUUACAUAUAAAUCUAUAGACGUAUAAAUGUAUGAUGAAACAAUUUAAUCAACAUGACCUGACCUGCUGAGUUAAGCUUCUUUUAAUUGUUUUUUAAUGGUGCAAUUUUUUUUUUUAAAUUGAUAACAAUACAUAUUGUAAACUUGUUCUCGGUUGAAGUAUGGCUAUAAUAUAAUUAUGGCAUACUCUAUGUCUAGAAGGUUUGGAGUUUAAAUCAGAGCCCUGAGUAAAAACCUUUAGGGAGAAUGUGAUUAAGUAAAAAUUUGUGACACUGUAAAUAAGGAACAUAUUUAAAAUGUAUUCAGUUUGACUCUAUGACUGUAAAUGAUAAAGCUGAUGUAUUAAUGUAGAAUGAGGUUGGUAAUGACUCAUGAAAAUGAUGGAAAAUGCACUGGUUAUUGUACUGUGGUAGGGCUAUGUGAAGAGGAAGUAGAAGUAGUAAUAAUAAUAGCAAUUAUAAUAAUAAUAA